CAUUCGCCGUUUAAAUCAGAUUUUAUAUAGUAAAAUGGCUAGAAGACCAGAGCACUCAGCACCACCAGAAAUAUUCUACAACGACGAUGAAGCGAAGAAAUAUUCCACAAACACACGCAUAAUAGAGAUCCAGGUGGAAAUGGCAGAGCGCGCCUUGGAGCUGCUUGCGCUGCCUGAUGAUGAUGAACCUCGCUUCAUUUUGGACAUUGGCUGCGGCUCCGGACUGUCGGGCAGCGUUCUCGAGGACAGCGAUCACAUGUGGAUUGGUAUUGAUAUAUCCAAAUCCAUGUUGGACAUAGCGGUGGAGCGCGAGGUAGCCGGUGACGUUAUACUGGGCGACAUGGGCGAGGGAAUGCCCUUCAAGCCGGGCACCUUCGAUGGCGCCAUCUCCAUAUCGGCUCUACAAUGGCUCUGCAAUGCCGACAAAUCCUAUCACAAUCCACACAAGCGCCUCUUGAAAUUCUUUAGUACAUUGUUCUCCUGCCUGACUCGCACAGCUCGCGCUAUCUUUCAGUUCUACCCGGAGAACUCGGAUCAGAUUGAAAUGAUCACAGCGCAGGCCAUGAAGGCCGGCUUUUAUGGCGGCCUGGUCGUGGACUAUCCCAACUCGGCCAAGGCCAAGAAAUACUACCUGGUGCUGAUGACGGGUGGCGCUGCGGAACUGCCACAAGGUUUGGGCUCGGCGGAGGAAGAACGUCGCAUUAACUAUAUAAAAAAGCGCGAUGCUUGCCGCGAAGCGCGUGGCAAAGCGCCCAAAAAAUCGCGCGAUUGGAUUCUGGCUAAAAAAGAGCGUCGCCGUCGCCAAGGCCUCGAGACGCGUCCGGACACCAAGUACACAGCACGCAAGCGCAGCGGACGCUUCUGAUGAUGUGGCCAAAUAUAUAGUUUAAUGUA
Messenger RNA from Drosophila grimshawi, 894 nucleotides. RefSeq names its product probable 18S rRNA (guanine-N(7))-methyltransferase. Gene Ontology annotation, molecular function: rRNA (guanine) methyltransferase activity. The record is from RefSeq and is a predicted model, not a curated record. The transcript has 5 exons. Gene Ontology annotation, cellular component: nucleolus. Lineage: Eukaryota; Metazoa; Arthropoda; Insecta; Diptera; Drosophilidae. The coding region runs from base 35 to 865 and encodes 276 amino acids. Gene Ontology annotation, biological process: rRNA (guanine-N7)-methylation.